Eublepharis macularius is the source of this 1615-nucleotide messenger RNA. RefSeq names its product PDZ and LIM domain 1 (gene PDLIM1). The transcript is spliced from 4 exons. Gene Ontology annotation, biological process: actin cytoskeleton organization; heart development; muscle structure development. Lineage: Eukaryota; Metazoa; Chordata; Lepidosauria; Squamata; Eublepharidae. The record is from RefSeq and is a predicted model, not a curated record. Bases 427 to 1296 code for a protein of 289 amino acids. Gene Ontology annotation, molecular function: muscle alpha-actinin binding; actin binding. Gene Ontology annotation, cellular component: Z disc; stress fiber; adherens junction.
GUCAGUACUGGAAUCAGGCUGGGAGAAAAUUCCUUCAAGGUGACAGAUUGCAGUGAGCUAAGGAUAGAUACACAUGGCUCCCCUCCCUUUCUAUCUAGUUCGGCUCUCAGAGAGCUUCCUACCUAAUUCCUCUGUAGAGUGGUAAGCUGCAGUACUGCAGCCCAAGCUCUGCUCACGACCUGAGUUCGAUCCUGGCGGAAGCUGGGUUCAGGCAGCCGGCUCAAGGUUGACUCAGCCUUCCAUCUUUCAGAGGUCGGUAAAAUGAGUACCCAGUUUCCUGGGGGUAAAGUGUAGAUGACUGGGGAAGGCAAUGGCAAACCACCCCAUGACAAAAAGUCUGCCAAGAAAACGUCAUGAUGCGACGUCCCCCCAUGGGUCAGUAAUGACUCGGUGCUUGCACAGGGGACAACCUUUACCUUUACUGAAAUGUAUUCCUUCAGUAAUUUCUUCUUUCUUUCUUUAUUCCUCCAACUCAACUACAAAUCGUCACCAACCCACCCGCUCCUUUUUCAUACGCUCCUAACAAGUCCGCCGUCCCCCACCGGUGGAUUCAAGGCUCCUUUUGCAAAGGUUUAUAACCCUCUUCAGCCUUCUGCUUCCUCCACACUCUUGCAAAGAAGGCACAGUACCUCAUCCAUCCCGAGCCAAGUCCGAGUGAGCUUAGAGCAGCUCAAGGCAGUUGCUCAGAUCUGCCCCAACAGCCCCGUGGAAGUGGAUGUACCAGGACUCAAAGUGCGGCACAUACAGUUUAACUCUCCUUUACAGCUCUAUUCGCAGAAAAACAUCCUGGACUCCUUGCAGGGGCAAAUCGCUUCCAUUAGUCCCACCCUCCCCAGUUUGGACCUGCUGAACCAGCCUUCCAGAAAUUUAGGAAUUGACAAGGACUCCGAAGUUUACAAGAUGUUGCAGGAGAACCAAGAUUCCAAUGAGCCACCUCGCCAAUCCACUUCAUUCCUGGUUUUACAAGAGAUUUUAGAAACUGGAGAAAAAGGAGACGCUGACAAGCCUUCUGGAUUUAGAAGCGUAAAAGCGCCCAUCACCAAAGUAGCAGCAUCCAUUGGAAAUGCUCAGAAGCUGCCCAUUUGUGAUAAGUGUGGAUCUGGCAUUGUAGGCGUGUUUGUGAAGCUCCGGGACAAGCAUCGCCACCCCGAAUGCUACGUAUGCAGCGACUGUGGCACCAACCUCAAGCAAAAAGGGCACUUCUUUGUGGAGGAUCGCAUCUACUGUGAGAUGCAUGCACGGGAACGGGUCACCCCACCUGAGGGCUAUGAUGUGGUCACUGUAUUUCCCCAGUGAAGCAGCUGGAUUGACCACGGAUGUCUCCCAAAGUGCCACCGUCUUCCACCACCAGUGUCUUCAAGUCACAAAAGUACUCUGCAGGGCUUCCGCAGUGGACCUUUUGGGUGGCUGCUAGCAGACCACUGUAAUAGUAUCACUUGCAUUUAUUAUAGAGAGACAUGGUAGAUCUGAUUGAUUCCCUUCUUUUUAAAUGAUGCUGCUUUUCUCACUGCCUCUCAGAGUCAAUUGCCAGAUACCAUCAGACCACAAAGCCAAACCACAACACCUCGCUUCUAUUUCUGUUCAAUAAAGCGGUUAGCUCAAAGCCAUGGCGGCA